Messenger RNA from Folsomia candida, 1032 nucleotides. RefSeq lists its product as uncharacterized. The record is from RefSeq and is a predicted model, not a curated record. Lineage: Eukaryota; Metazoa; Arthropoda; Collembola; Entomobryomorpha; Isotomidae. Bases 166 to 1032 code for a protein of 288 amino acids. The transcript has 4 exons. Gene Ontology annotation, molecular function: protein binding.
UCCUAGCAAAAUUGGAUUUUUGCGGAUGGUUUUACUUCGUCAAAAUUAGCAUGGGGCAUUGAAAUCCUCCACUCACAAGACAAGGUCUCCUCCUUGGUAGAUACAUACAUAUUUGUCGUCUAUGGAUUUAGUUGAGAAGUAAAUAGUACAGCAGUUUUUUCAAGUAUGGAUUUGCAAAAUCAUUUGAUAAUUACCGCAAUAUUUCGCCACCUCGACCACCCCAAUCUUCUCAAUGCCCGUUUGGUCUGCUCCACGUGGGCAUCCGAAGGGGCUAAGCAUAUCGGAAAAACUUCCAAAGUUUUGGUGCGCGUGCAUCCAGCACAUGAAUUUUCGCGUCGUUGGAUCGAUCCUGACCCUGAUUUGGAAGAAGUUGCAAAUUUCUUGGUUAGGAAUCGUAUCCGACAUACGUUGCUCCUUUCUCUGGUGCAGUGCCCUUGGAUUGGGGAAUACGACUGUGACCAGCUAGAAGUAUGGGGAGAUAACCGUAUUGAUACGUCAUUUGGUGAAAGGGUCGUCCCCUAUUUACAAAGGACGGGAGCACUCAUCCCAUCUGCCAGGAUUGAAGUUUCGCUCUGUGGAGAAGACGAUGUCAAAUUAUUUCGAGCUGUUAUGUCGUCUCUUACUCAACUUAGGGCCCUACAACUUGAAUCAGUUCACCUUAAGGUGCAAUACGCGGAAGAAUUUGUAUGUGUACCGGCUACCUUGAAAUCACUAGCCAUCAGGAUACAAAAUCCGCCAGAAAUAUGUGCGGUCCAUCACAUUCCAGAAGAGAGUCCCGAGUGCCUAAAGCUCUUCGACAAUGUCGAAUUUGUUGCUGAGAUUGGCUGGGAAUCUUUUCAUAAUAUCAGUUUCCGUGAAACCUUAUUCUACGCAAUGAGAGAAGAUAUCGAGGAAUAUCCAGACAGUUUUAGAGCUGUGCGAGGCGUCAAAUUGGAAAUCAAAAGGCGUGUGACGGCUCGCUUACUAAAAGAGCUGCCAAGACCACUAAGUCACAUUUAUAUUACAGCAAAAACUAACAAGGGAACCUUCUGA